Onychostoma macrolepis is the source of this 4436-nucleotide messenger RNA. RefSeq names its product vasohibin 2 (gene vash2). The transcript is spliced from 7 exons. Gene Ontology annotation, biological process: regulation of angiogenesis. The record is from RefSeq and is a predicted model, not a curated record. NCBI's taxonomy places the organism in Eukaryota, Metazoa, Chordata, Actinopteri, Cypriniformes, Cyprinidae. Bases 523 to 1638 code for a protein of 371 amino acids. Gene Ontology annotation, cellular component: cytoplasm.
GCCGGGAGAACGUGGUUGGCUGUAGUUUAUGGUGAUACAAUAACAGUAUCAAAAAACGCUAGAGUGAGUGACCAUUUGUUGAGACCGCCAGUGAAAGCGGUUACACGCCUACUCGGAAAAACAGAUCAUUCAUUAAUACUCUACAGUCAGGUGUUAAAUUAUUAUACCGUGGAUUAUUUAGCCCGCAGGAAUCGGACGCCUCCUCAGUGUUUUUAGCGAAAGGGUGAAGUAGUUUCUGUGGCACAACUACAGAAUGCGGUUUACUGGGAACAUAUAUGACCAUUUCUGAGCUGAAGCACACUCAGCCAUAGUUUGCUACAGAAAUGGUAUCGUUGACCAUUUUUCUGCCUCUGGAUCUUUUUCAAAGCACCUGAUUUUCUUACACUUGAGCAGGACCGAGUGGUUUUGACACAUUAGUAUGCAUGCUCGAGGAGCAACAUGUCUUUGUGCAUGAAUGCUGGGCAGUCAUAACUGAUCUGGGGAAAAACAAGGGGAAACUCCCCUUCGGAAGACUUCUGAACAAUGACCGGACCAAGCGCCACCAGCAGCGGCGGCUCAACGGCCAAGAUCAGCAGACACGGUCGGUCCAAGAGCACCAGUACCUACGGUCACACUACGGGUCUGGCGGCUGAAUCCUCCUCAUCCACUGCCGCAAACAACACCGGCAGGUCUUCCGGUGAGGAAGAGGAGAAAGACGGCGGGGUCCCGUUUUUCGUGAACAGGACGGGCUUUCCCAUAGACCCUGUCACCUGGGAGAGAAUGUGGUCACAUGUCACCAAAGUUCAUCCUGAUGGACAGGAGAUGGUGGAUAGAAUACGAAAUGCAACACACCUCCCUAAACACCCCGUGCCAUCGGUUCCAAACUUUAAGCCAUCGAUGUCUGUGCCUGAUUGGCUCCAUGCCGUCCAGAACUACAUGAGAAACUUGCAAUACAACCAUACGGGAACGCAGUUCUUUGAGAUUAAGAAAACCAGACCUCUGAGUGGGUUGAUGGAGACCGCCAGAGAGAUGAUACGAGAAUCACUUCCCAUCAAAUGCCUUGAAGCAGUUAUCCUUGGAAUCUACCUAACCAACGGUCUGACCUCUGUGGAACGGUUCCCCAUCAGCUUUAAGACCCAGUUCUCCGGCCACCAUUUCCAUCAUGUGGUGCUGGGCGUUUACUGUAACGGCCGAUAUGGCACUCUGGGUAUGAGUCGACGUACUGACCUUAUGGACAGAUCUCUGAGCUUCCGUACGCUCAGCGAGUUGGUGUUUGACUUUGAGGACUCGUACCGCCGCUACCAGCACACCAUGAAGAAGAUCAAAAUUGGCCUGUACGUGCCCCACAAUCCGCACGUUUUCCAGCCUAUUGAGUGGAACUAUCUGGUGAUCAACGCCUGCAAGCAGGGCCGUGAGGACAUGCGCAAAGAGCUGGAGAAGCAUGGCCGUGACAUGAGGAUGAAGAUCCUCAAGUCCUCCAGUGCUCAGUCUCCAAUCAAAGAACGAACCCGAGGCAAGUCUUUAUCACCACGCCGCCGAACAGGCAGCAGUCCCCAAAGACGCCAACAUGUCCACAGAAGAGACAAAUCGCCAGCAGCGCUGGACAGAAAGCCGGCAGAGCUCAGCACCCUCAGUGAUGGCUACCAGAUCCGCAUCUGAGACACUAAAAGCACCAGCUUUAUCCUCCACACGUUCUCCCUCAAUCAGAUCCACAGAUGAUGUUUUUAAACACUAUUUAAUGCACAUUGUGAACUGUACAGCAUAUUAAACAUAUUUAUAGUUGUACUUACAUGUUAGAGGGAAAUACCUUUUUAAAGUUAAAAACGAACAAAUGUUUUUAACAGAAUAUGAUAUUCCUUUACCAGCCAUCUUUUUUUUUUUUUUAAAUGGUGGAAAGUUUAUGAGUGAAGGAUAUCAAUUUUGCUUUAAAAGUGUUUUUUUUACUCUAGUAAUUGUCAAGCAUUUUAGAAGACAAAAAAGUUGUGACUGAAAUAUUCAAGCAAAUAUGGAAAAUGUGGGGAAAAGUCUCUAUUUUUGGACCGAAUCUCCACUAGCAGUGAGAGCAUGAGUGUGAAUGGAUUUUGCUUGGCAGAGAGAUGUAAACCUCAGUGCCUCGUGCUGUGGUGCUGGUAGUUUUGGAGGCUGACUGGCCCGGAGGAGAGAGAGGGCAUAAGCUUUUUUCGCCAGAGGCGUAAGGACACAAGAGAGCUACUCAUUCUGCCCAAAAGAACUCUAUUCAAUCCACUUUUCCUCGUUUUUUUGUUACCUGCAUACAUGGUAUGGAUGGAAUGGACAUGAUUUAUUGACGUUACCUUAUAUUGAAGGCUUUGUACUGUUUUUAUUUUCUGCAGUUGUAGAGAAAUAGUUACUUUUUUAAAGUAUUUAAACAUUUAUUUUUCUUGUUUUUACUGUUUGUUUAACCAGUACAGUAUUUUGUGGUUUUAUGUAUUUUUUUUUUAUUUUCUUUUAAACAAAGUCUCUCAGAGGUGUGAAAGUUGAUGUGCUAUUGAUUGACCCAUCCGUUGAAAAUAAUCCUAAACUUUCAACACAUUUAUUUGGAAAAUACAACCGAUUUCUUUUUAUUUUUUGUAGCGGCAGAGAUAUUAGCUUGGCUAAUGAACAUAAAUUAAGCAUAAGUGGGUUUUUAGGGAAUCGCUAAAGCAGAGUUACCCAAACUUUAAUAGGAAGGGCCAAAAAUCUAACUUUAAUUGAGGGCCAUGGGUCAAAAGUAAAUGCUGCAUUAUAUUCACUUACACAAAUUCACUUACAAAAAAAAAAAAGAAAACAGAAAUGAAGAUAUGCUAUUAUUUCUUGUUUUCCCCCAAUUUCCCCCCUAUUGUGACAUGACAUGGCUGACCAAAUCAAAGGUCAUCACAGGCCAACUUUGACCCAAGGGUCCUGGUUUGGGCAUCUCUGUCAUAAAGGGAUAUGGUGAUGGAAAAAAAAAAAUCAAUGCUUUUGUGUUCUUUAGUCUUUUGUGUUCAAAACUUUUAGAUUACCCUGAGAAACGUUGCUGUGAGUGAAUGCAAAAGCAUUGCAAUAUAAUUUUUAUGUGAAGUGGGAGGAAAAAAGUUUCUUGAGAAAAUGCAAAAGUUUUGCGAAGGCACCCAAAAGCAUUGAAAUGAGCCAUUUUCCUAUCGUCUCUCAUUUUUUCCAUCACCAGGCCCUCUUAUAAAACCCUGUAGGUUCUAACUAUAGGAUCACAACUACAAUCAUUCAAGUAUACACAAAAUAUCAUCUCUAUCAACAGCAUAUCACUUGAAUUUUCUCACCUCGUGAGAAUAAGCUAUGCACGUGGAGAAGGUCUGUGGAUCCGUCCUUUUUGACAGCAGACCUGUCUUUAAAAUUGUAGCAGUGACAUUGUUAGCAAUUUUUCACGGGUUGUAUGAGCGGUUGCUCUUUGAACGAUGUUUUUUGGGUGCUGAUGACUAAACUACCACAUUAUAGCUCAUUCUGCCUUGUAAUUGGUACCAGCUUUCUAUCAAAAGCAACUGAACCACACAAGUGCCAGACCAUUGAGUACGUCCAAUUCAUCCUUAGGGCUGAGGGUUUCAGACACAUGAAGAUGAAAGGUCAUAAGUUUCAGUGACAAAUCUAAUGCACCAUGUUGAAUUGCUCAGACUCAUUAUGGGAGAGAAGUGGUCUGCUGAUAAUUCAGCAUGUGAAGAACACCACAUUGUUACAGAUUUCUAUCAUUUAUAACUUGUUUGGUAACUGAUCAGAUGUGUGAAAUUGUGAGUGAACUUUUUAUGGCAGAUAACGUCAAGUAUUAGUUGUUUAAAAAUGGCUUUCUGAUUUUAAGGAAAUGCAAUGAUUUCCGCUCAAAGGUGCUAAGAUGAGACAUUUUACCCAUUAUUAUAAAAUUCAAUUAUUUUAGCAUUCUUUUUAUGAUUAAAGAGCACAUUAAACUGACGUUUCUGUAGCACAAUGAUUACUCUGUACUGAAUUACAAGAUACACGUUUAAUGGUAUGUAUAAGCCUACCAAAAAAUUCAUAACUGAAAUGGAUAUUCAUGAGAUUAUAGUUGCUUUUGUGGAAUUGUUGUUUCCAUGUCUAAUACAGGCUUGUCUGAAAAUACAAUCAGUUUUGAUGAAUAAGUAGACUAAUCAAAAUUUUAAGGGAAAUGUUUUUCUCAGUAAGAAUGUUAAUGAUGACACUUUGUUAUGAAGACCUCAACUCAAACUUGUCCCCAGUUUUCUCUUCAUAUGUUUCGUAUUAUAAAUGUAUCGCCUAAAUAAGGACCUUAUCAAAUUCAAUUAACCCUCAACUGUUUUACACACAUUUUUCCUAAGCCUUACCUCAGCUUGCACCGUCAAUCCUCUUUUCUGUCAUAAAUUUAUGUCUGGGUCACCUCAGUUGCCCCAUGAGGAAACAUUAAUGUAAUUUGUUCAUCCCUCUGUAGCAUGUUUUAAUAAAACUAUGUUUUUCUGUAGGCUAAGUCUGUGACUGGCAGUUUA